This is a messenger RNA of Truncatella angustata, 702 nucleotides long. RefSeq lists its product as uncharacterized. The record is from RefSeq and is a predicted model, not a curated record. NCBI's taxonomy places the organism in Eukaryota, Fungi, Ascomycota, Sordariomycetes, Amphisphaeriales, Sporocadaceae. The transcript is spliced from 3 exons. Bases 1 to 702 code for a protein of 233 amino acids.
AUGAGGCUUUCAAUAAUCGCAGUCGGCGCUGCCAGCUUGGCUGGUCAUGCACUUGCCCAGGCAGAUACGGUUUCAUACACCGAUGCAGAAACCGGCAUUACCUUUCAAUCCUACACGGACAGCGACACCAACGUUUCCUGGCGUGUAGCACUUCCCGAGGAUACCACCGGUGACUACGAUGCCCUCCUCCAGAUCGAAGGUCCAGCAUCCCUGGGAUGGAUCGGCUGGGCUUGGGCGGGAACCAUGGCCUACAACCCGUUGACAGUGGUGUGGGCCAACGACAACGAGGUCAUCCACUCCUCCCGCAUGGCAUAUGGUUUCUAUACACCCUCUGUCUACAACGGCACCACGUACCAAGUCCUCAAGGGCACCGGUGUCAGCGGGGGCAACUUCAAGUUCACCGCCCUCUGCAAGGGCUGCACAGCUUGGAAAGACUAUGACGGCAACCGGCAGACCCUGGACCUCGUGGAGCCUGCCCGUCUCGCCUUCGCCUUGUCGCACACGGCCGUCAACACGCCGUCGGACAGCAGCUCAGGCUUCGAUAUCCACGAUUAUGUCGGACACUGGUACGCGGACCUGGCGGCCAGCAAGUCCGCCGACUUUGGGACCUGGGUGGCGAAGAAUACUCCAACGGGUGCCAACGGGACAGCUUGGCGUCGUGGACGGCCGAAUAGGGCUCGGGGCUUGAUGCCGGAAAUCUAG